Bactrocera oleae (olive fruit fly) is the source of this 3444-nucleotide messenger RNA. RefSeq names its product ankyrin repeat and SAM domain-containing protein 1A. Gene Ontology annotation, molecular function: protein binding. Gene Ontology annotation, cellular component: cytosol. Lineage: Eukaryota; Metazoa; Arthropoda; Insecta; Diptera; Tephritidae. The record is from RefSeq and is a predicted model, not a curated record.
AUUUUAAGUGUGUGGUCUGGUAACCCUGCAAGUGGUUUAGAAAAUAGAACGGCCCAAAAAUUGCACUGGUGGUUUUUGGGCAUAGAAAUUUAAUUUUCAUUAAUGGAAUUACGUGCAAAUAAUGUGAGAAAUAUGAAGUCGUGUUCUUAAUAGCAAACUUUACAAUAUUUGUAAUAGUCACCUACUUCGCGAAGUGUUGCAAUGGGCAAAGAUCAAGAGCUGUUGGAAGCAUCACGCAUCGGAAAUAUUGCUGUUGUAGGCAAAAUACUUGAGCAGAUAUCGAAACGUAACAGCGGGCCAUUUUCAAGUUUUCGGCGAAGCCCAUGCAUCAAUAGCCAAGAUGUAAAUGGCUACACGCCGCUUCAUCAUGCUUGCUUAAAUGGUCACGGCAAUAUUGUGCGACUUCUACUGAUGCAUAGUGCUGCACCUGAUAUGCCGGAUAUACGUGGUUCAACACCGUUGUAUUUAGCUGCUUGGGCAGGUCAUGACGAGAUAGUAAAACAGCUCUUGCUUCACACACCAAAAGCAGCAAACCCAAAUGCACAGACUAUCGACAAUGAAACACCAUUGCACUGUGCCGCACAACAUGGACAUAACACAGUUCUAGCCAUUUUACUUGCCUAUGGUGCUGAUCCAACUGUUCGCAACAAUAGUUUUCAGACUGCAUUAGAUCUUGCCGCACAAUUCGGCAGAUUGCAAGCAGUACAAACAUUAAUACGCACACAUCCCGAAUUGUUAGCACCAUAUCGUUCAUCUGGUAGCAGAACUCCUACAACUUCAACCAUUGAAUCUACACCGUACACGAUUUCACCAUCGACACAUUUAUUUACUCAUACUUGCUUGCAUUUAGCUAGUCGUAACGGACAUAAAAAAGUUGUGGAAGCACUCUUAGCCGCUGGUGUCGAUGUCAACAUUAUGACUAACUCGGGAACUGCUUUGCAUGAGGCUGCACUUUGCGGUAAAAAAGCUGUGGUCAAUGUACUACUACAAGCUGGUGUUAAUCCAGAUGCUACCGAUGGCUCAGGACACACAGCACUAGAUUUGCUCAAGGACUAUCCACCACAUGUCACUUACGAAAUUGUAUGCGCAAUAAAAGAUUUUUACAAAGACGCCUCGAAUGGUACACACUUUAAACCAAUAAACGAGCUCAGUGACGGAGACGAUCAUGAAGUGAUCAGUGACAGUUCCAUCUCGCCAGUGCCAAAUAUAGCCUUCGAACGAGGGCAAAACGAUGCAAAAGUCAGUGAUAUUGCACACAAGGAAUUUUUGAUGCCAAAGACUUUAAAACCAAAUAGACUUUCUGUUUCGAUGAGUUCUUUAGAACAUACCAACAAGCCUCAAUCAAAUUAUUUAACAAUGAAACCGAUCCUUUGGCAAAACUCGAAUACAGGUAUCGCGUCUCCAUUUUGUCAAAAUGGCCGCAAUAUUAUGCCUCUAUUUUCACCAGUAGAUAAACAGCGUAUUCUGUGGAGUGUUUUUAAUAAUCAACACCGCACACGUAGUCCGAGUGGCCCGAGUAGGUAUGGUGAUCGUGCACAAAUGCCGCACAAAACAUACGAACAUGUUGCUUUCACCAGAACCGGUUCGGUGCAUGAUCUCAAUGGAUAUACUGCGAAAAACGCUAUUAACGCCAACACGCGUAAUCGUUGCGUGGAUGAGUAUGUUGAGAUGACUGAUCAAAAUUGCUUUACACGCUCCUCACCAAAUGUUACAACGACAGCUCAUUUACCACAAUUGCAUUCUUCAAGCACGAACGUGAUUACACGGCAGCGUUGUGUCGAUGAGCAUGUAAAACUGACUAACUUAAACAAUUUUACAUGCUCCGCACAUAACGCUACACUACCGAAAAAACCCAUACCAAGCCCACGUUCCAUAAAAACCAAUGACUAUGCUAAUAUUAAUCACAUUUUAACAACAUCAAAUAUUAAUCGCACGAAUGCGGCGGAAUCUUUAUCACCAACCAUGCCGCAAAAACCACAGGACCAAAGCUCACCACCGCAGUCAAGCAAAGUAUCGCCCGCGAAAGAUGCGAACAAUAAUUGCCAUAAUAUUAACGAGAAGAAACACUCGCCCACACCCGAUUUUCCACCACCGACGGUUUCUCAGGCGGAACAUACAAUACUCAAAUUUAUGAGACCUAGCAGUGUACAUAGCAAGCGCCAAUCAUUGGGCCUUAAACAGCAACCACACACAGAUUUGGAAUCCUUCAUUGUGGACGCAAUAAAUCAAUUUGAGUUGCCUGAUUCUCCACUGAGUUCUCGUGUUUCGGAUUGUGUGGAGGAGUUUGUGGGUGACGCACCUUUUGCUGGUCUUUUUAAAGGUUCUACUUUGAAUUUGGCGAUGGAUGCUAAAGAGGAUGGCUUUUCCGCUUACCGCGCAUCUAGUGGCCUACGCUCACCGAGUUUGGUGCGCUCAAUAAAAGCUCUACCACCCAAAAGAAAUAUUCCUCAGUCGCAAAAAACUGUUGAUAAUGAAAAUUUUAAUGCUGCACAAGUGUGGGCUGAGAUUGAUACGAUACUGGAAAGCAUUGGCAAUGAGGUCAAUGAACAGUCGGAAAAAAUAUGCGAACUUAAUAAAACCAGCACCUUGAACAAGGAGUUAUUGCAAAUACGUAGGCCAGCUGCUUUGUGUUUGGGUAAUAACGACGAUUGUGCAAACAAUUGGUGUCAUUCGCCAAACACUCUUAUUUUCGGCCAAAUACUCUACACAGUAUAUUAUCUAGGGUCCACAGUUAUUCGUGAAUUACACGGUACUACUUCCACACGAAAAUCCAUAUUAAAGUUUAAGCGAAACGCCACUCCACUGCCAGUGGUCAAAGAACGAGAAUCGAACUUAGUGAAGGAUUGCAAUAAUUUAACCAAAAUGCUCAAAGAGUCUAAUCAGGAUACGCGCCUAAAAGUUGGUCUUGCAGUGUCUUGUGGUGGUGUAAAGUUUUUAAAUAUCGACAAUAGUUCCACCAUAUGCUCUCACGAUAUCGAAAACAUCAACUGUGUGUGUCAGGAUGCCGAGGACUUGCGCUAUUUUGCUUAUAUUACUAAAGAAGAAGAUAUGCAUUACUGUCAUGUUUUUAUGGUGGAUAAUUUGGAGUUAUCCCACGAAAUAAUUUUGACGUUGGGUGAGGCGUUUGAAGUUGCAUAUCAGUUGGCUCUAAGCAAAGACGAUGUCGCGCCGGUUUCUAAUAAUACGAGGUCUAUCGAAAAUAUAGCCGAGGUUUAAUUUGACUAAUAACUAACUACUAACUUUAAUUUUUAAUUCAAUUUAAUUUUUAUUCAACCACUAGUCGUUGGUAGUUGGUUUUUAAAUUUCAAAACUGUAUUAAUGAAGGUAUUUAAAACCUACGAGGUUUUGUUUAUCGCAUUUUCUACGAUUCUUGCAAAAUCGUAACGUUGCUUUACGAGUUUUGUAAAUGUUGAGUGUUUUAAUACAAACUUGUUAUUUAUGAAA